This is a messenger RNA of Penicillium samsonianum, 1917 nucleotides long. Its product is annotated as acetyltransferase SAS4-like domain-containing protein. Gene Ontology annotation, molecular function: histone acetyltransferase activity. The record is from RefSeq and is a predicted model, not a curated record. The transcript is spliced from 2 exons. Gene Ontology annotation, cellular component: SAS acetyltransferase complex. The coding region runs from base 1 to 1917 and encodes 638 amino acids. NCBI's taxonomy places the organism in Eukaryota, Fungi, Ascomycota, Eurotiomycetes, Eurotiales, Aspergillaceae.
AUGGCCAUCCUGUCGCGGUCCUCACUCCGCUCUGUGCGACGGGCGCCCGAAGAACCUGCCGACGGUCUGGCACCGCCGAAGAAACCGCGCAUCGAUGCCUCCGACCGCAAGAGCUCCCCCGAUUGUCUCGAUGAUCCUACCGCAAAAUCUCGUACCAACCCCUUGAAACCCUCGCGACCGCGCACCUCAAAUCGCACUCGUCGCGACUCCCUUUCAUCCGUUGACACAGUCGCCUCCGUCGGGCGAUUGGCGACUCCGGCGACACGUACAAAUGGAAAUGGGACCUUAAAGACCCCACGCGCCCGCCGUGACCAAGGUACUCCCUCCGGCGCGGAUUUGCUGCGCGGCGUCCAUGAGUCGCCAGACCCAUUAGACACGAUCUCUCCAGCGCCGUCGGUCGCGAAGCAGCGCACCGUUACCCCGGCGAAUGCGGACUCGAAAGUCAAGCCGCCCACUUCGCCUGUGACCCGCUCGACUCGUCGCAAUGACAAUCGAUCGCUGGCCGACGCCGACGAGAACGCGAUCAAGGAAGAGGGUGCUUUGGAGGGCGCGACUCCGACGCGACAUAGCAAGAUCGAGGCGCCUGACAACGAGCAGCCUGCAUCGACUGACACACGGUCGGGGAGACGGUCGUUGCGGUCGACCGAUACCGGGUCGCGUUGCAAGAGCGAGCUUGCGCAGUAUUUCCACAACUAUGAACAGAUUAUCAGCUUGGAGGUCCCCGAACCUGAAUUCCUCGCCGCCAAAACAACCAUCACUCUCGUGGACGACCUACCGCGACCACUACCUUUCUGCUCCAACCCCGAGCCUACACCCUUCGGUAACCCGCUACUCAAGCUCUACGACUGUGAGAAGAUCACCCUCCACAAACCCGCAUCAAACACCCCCGCAAUCGACCCACUGAGCGAAGAGACCUAUUUCCGUGCGCACCGCAAGUUCGAACGACAAGAGAAACAACUCCGCAACAUUGAACGCAACCGCGCCCAACAUGAACAGCAAGUCAUAGAGCGUCUCCUGGACGAGCUACGCGGCCAUGACUGGCUACGCAUGAUGGGCCUGACGGGAGUCCACGAAAGCGACAAGAAGCUCUACGAGCCGAAGCGCGAUAUCCUAAUCCAAGAGCUAGUCACUCUGGUCAACAAGUUCCAAGCAUGGAAAGAUGAAGAGCGUCGACGCAAGCUGGAAAAGGAAAAAGCUCUCCCGGUGCCAGGUACCGAGGCAGCACCCAAUGUCCAGUCCCGACAGCACUCGCGCAAACGAUCCCGUCCCGCUGAAGACGUGGACAGCUCCCCGGCACCGAGGACUGAUCUACACAGCACGCCAGACGUAGACGCAGAGCCAGACCCGGACCCAAGCGACGUAGACGCCUUGGCUGCGCGUCAGCUUCAUCAAGAAGCUCGCUCAGCAAGCGCUGCUAAACCGCGUAAGACAGCACCUGCUGCUCGGAAGUCGAUCUCCAAACCCGCUCCCAACACCAACACUGCCACCACCAACACUAACAUGACCAAUACCACCAUCACCAAAACCAACGACACUGAACCAAAACCCAGCCCCAAACGCAAAAAACCCAACCCAACACCCACCAAACCUCACCCACAACCCCCAGUCCCAACCAAAACUCAAAAACCCGCCCCACGACCCCUGCAACAAGCCUCCCUCUCCCACUUCUGGAACCCGGCCCCACGACCCGGCCCAUUCACAUCCUUCUUCCGCCAACGACAUGUCCGUGAAGCAGCCAUCGCCGCAACGAAAGGUAUGCGCCGCGGCGGGUCCCGCUCAACCCUCGCAUUCGGAUACCCGGUCCCUGACCUGACAGAGCAGGACUUUGAGCUGCCGCCGGAGAUUCUGAACGAGGAUUCUAUUCAGCAGUCGCAGAGGAAGAGGCGGAGACUUAAGAGGCGGAGUUUGGGGGGAUGA